Vicia faba (fava bean) is the source of this 1710-nucleotide messenger RNA. Lineage: Eukaryota; Viridiplantae; Streptophyta; Magnoliopsida; Fabales; Fabaceae. The record is from the annotation of a GenBank genome assembly.
AUGGCACAUGAAUAUAAGUUGAGAUUAAAGUACAUGGUCAAGAAUCUCUUCAUGAUUCAAGUUGUUAUUUUCAAAGGUUAUCUCACACCAUUAUUAACCCCAAUUAGCAGCAUUCAAGAGAGAGAUAUUGAGGAUGAAAUCAUUGUUGAACACGAUGAAAGUUCGGAUGUUGUGCCAGCCGCAGCUGCCUCCUCCUCGUAUCAGCCAGUCAUGGGGCACAAAAUGAAGGUCCAAUUAAUUAGAGGGGAAAAGGAAUUAACGGACGCAUUGCUUCUGGAUGCAAAUGGAAUGGGAAAACUAGAUGGAAGAUCCAGAAUUUGGGUGGAGCAACUAAGAGAUGGUAUCGGAAACAAAAUUGAAGAUGCUUUUAGGAGAAGAAAAGCGUAUGGUUUAGUGCAAAUCCAAAGCCGAGUCGUAUCUAAGAUUCAAAUAUUACGUGCACGGAUACAACCGUAUCUCGCUGCCAAGAAAUCCAGUGUGGUUGGAUUUGAUGAUGACACACAAGUUAUGAUGACGGAGUUACUGUCGGAUGAGAAAUGCCGCUGCAUUACUUGGAUUGUUGGAGUCGGAGGCACGGACCAGUUUGUUGCAGAAAUUGGCAAGGAGACCGCCAAGAAAAUUACAGUAGAAGAAGAAAACGUGCCCACUGAUUACGUACUCAUAACCUUGGCACACUCAAAGUACCUUAUAGUUGUUGAUGGCCUUAAAGAAACAUCCAAAGUAUACUUGGAUACCUUGAACAGGGUCAUACCUGAUAUGUUAACAGGAAGCAGAGUUCUUUUUACUACUCGCAAUGCAACAGUAGCCCAACAUGCAGCAGGUAGAAUCAUUCUUCACCCAUUACAGUUAUUAGAUGAUGAAACUAGUUGGCUGUUGUUCACAAGACAUUUGAAGGUCCCCAAAAGGUUGGUUGUUUUGUGGGUUGCCGAGAGUCUAAUUCAUCAAGCAGAAGAUGACGAAGUGCCCCCAGAGCUCGUUGCAGAAAGGUAUUUGACAGAGUUGAUAGAUCAUAACAUGGUCCAAGUAGCCAAGAGAAAGCGCAAUGAACAGGGUGAUCCAUCUAAAACUUUUGAUAUCCCACAGAAUGUGAAAAUACAAACUGUUGAUGGUUUGGGAUCAAAGAGGUAUUCUGACCCAAAGUUGGAAUCGAGUUCAAAUGUUUCCACUCAGUUUCCUUCGGCAAAUGACCAUCUUCAAGUACAUCAAAAAUUUCCAGUUGCUAUAAAUAUUAAACCUGUUCGUCCAAUCGUUGAUUCAAAGGUGUUAAACCAGAGUGCUUCACUGCAUUCACCUGUUUCCAUAUUGCAAGAUUCAGAUAAAGGCUCUAUUUCCGAACACGCGCCCACAGCAAAUCAAUUCACCACUGAGGAAGGUCCAAGGUUGCACAUUCCUCUCAAGACAGACAAUCAUGUCGUGUUUGACUUUGAGGGUGAACCAUCAAGCAUAAUUGCUUGUGCACUGUCCUUGUUGAAAGACUCAUCUGAGAUGUCGAAAAUUGAUGGUGAUGUGAAAAAAAUUGGGAUAACUUCAAAAUCUACAGAUUCUUUGCACGACUCUCUAGAUUCAGAUUCUGUGCAUUCUACUGGAAGCGUGUCUUCAGAAGAGUCACGAUCAUCUCGUGCUACAGAAGACCAUAGCAAAGAAGUUCAUCUGGGUUAUGCAAAAAUCACUUGGGAGGGAAAAAUAUUCUGUGCUUUGUCAUUAUUAUAA